AUGGAUGGACUUCAUCAAAAUUUAAAUUCAAAUGAUUUACAAGGUUUUCAAAAUCGUAAUCCAUUAAUUUGCUAUGUUUGUCAAGAUUAUUUUAAUGAGCCAUGCAUUUUACAAUGUUAUCAUACGUUUUGUACACGAUGUAUACGUGGACAAGAUAUCGAUGGGAAAUUAACUUGUCCAUUAUGCGGACAACAAACCCAAUUACGAGAGGGUAAUUUACCACCAGCUGAUUUGUUAAUGCAACAACUAUUGGAGUUAGCUAACAAUGAGAAUCCACCCUGUUCCAAUUGUGAUGUACGUGAUCGUAAUAAUAUGUACUAUUGUAACACUUGUGGCCAAGCAUUAUGCAAUCAUUGUCGUGAAAAUACACAUAGAGCGAAAAUGUUUUCCACACAUGAAGUAUUACACAUGUCAAAAUGUGCUAAAGAACCGAAAAAAUGUCCGAUACAUGGUGAACAAUAUAUAAUGUUUUCAAAUGCACAAAAAACAAUGUUAUGUGUUAAUUGUUUUCGUGAUACGGCCGCAGAGAAACGAUCAUUUUGCAUUGAUAUUGAUACGGCGUACAGUCAAGCAAGCAAAAGAUUGGAACGGGCACAAGGUGGAAUUAAUGAAUUACAGAAUUCAAUUCGUGAAGGUCUUAUUAUGUUUAAAAAUCUUAUGGAUGAAUUACGCCAAAAUAUGGAUUCGGAGAAGCAUACAAUAAAUACAUUUUGUCAAGGAAUGCAAGAAGCUAUUGCUAAAACUCACGCUAAUAUGAUUAUGGAAGUUCAAAGACAAUAUGAAACCAAAGAAAAAGUAUUUCGGAAUCAAUUAAUGACACUGGGAGGUGUUUUACCCACGCUACAACUACAUUGUUUGCUUUGUACAAACUUUGCAAAUACUGCAAGUAAAUUUCAGUUUUUAGAGUUAGUCUAUUUAAUGUUUGAUCGACUUAAUGCCGUUACUCAACUGUCGCAUCCAUUAAGGCCUAUUCAAUCAAGUACAAUACGAACAAAUUAUCGAAAUGAAUUUGCCCAAAGUUUGGAACCAUGGGUUGGAAAAGCAGUAUUAACUGCCGCAGAACCAGUUUCGUCUGAUGUUAUAUACGAUUCGACGACAAGUAAACGUGGAGUUGAACCAAACAGUGGUGGGGCACCUACAACAUCUGCAGCGCAACAGCUAUUCUCGCAUCCAUCGAAGAAACAACAAAGCAUGUUAAAAAUGAAAUUAUUAGAAGAAGAAUCGCCAUUUUCUAAUCACUGUCGGACAUUUGAGAAUCAAGUUAAAGAGCUUUGUACCCAACUAACUGGGGUAAAGGAACGUUUGGAGAGUCUGCAUCGUGAUGUAACAUUGAUAAGACGAGAAAAUUUACCACCUUUAUCAAUGAGAUUUGAAUGUAUAUCAAGAGACUGCUCGUUACUGGAUGAAACAUUAGAGCGACAUUUAAAUGAAUUAGAUCGUUUGAAACUUGUGUUCGAUACAAUUUGGGAGGAGCAAUUAUGUCGAAUCCAUGUUGAACAAGAAAUAUUUCAUUCACAAAUUUCAGAUAUUGUUAUGUUACGUAACGAAUUAAAACGGUUAAGUACAAUUGCUCAACAAUUGGAACCAUAUAUAUCAUCAACUCAACAACCUGGUGGAGGAGGAGGUAGUACAAUGGGUGAUGAAGACAUGCCUGAUGCAGCAUCAUUUACGAAUCAUCAACAAUUACAAACGUUGCUGGAACACAUUGGGUUACUUCAAUCUGAAAAUUUACAAUUAAAGUCCGAAUGUAAAUUACAUCCAACGGGUGCACCAUCGGCAUCCAGUGAUGCAAUUACAUUUGGUGAUACAAUUCCAACACGAGAAGUUCCAAAAAGCAAGGGACGUGCCACAAGUAGUGGAGAUUUAACGAUAGGGAGAAAACAAAUGGGUAUUGCAUCAAUAGAAGCACAUUCUAGCGAACAAAAACGUAAUGUAAUCUCACAAUUAAUUGAUAAAGUAAAUCGUAAAAAAUCUCCAAGUGAUGAAUUCCGAGGUCAACAAACUUGUACAAAUGUUACUUGUAUAAAAGAAAAGGAGCGUACACGAUCAACCUCGAGUGUGCAACAGCCGGGUCAAUUAACAAAAGAGAAAAGUUUUGUUAAAUCAGGUCAAAAAACAGCAUCUGCUGGUAUACAACAAACUACUGCCACUAUUGAACGAUUAGAGUCUCAUAUCAAAGAAAAAUUUCACGAUAUGUUAAAUCGACGACAAUCACGUAUAGACGAUGGUAUCGUAACAUUACCAACUUGUGCCAAAUCUCAAAAAAGCUUUCAAGAUGAUUCACAAAAAUAUCCGAAAAAUAUCGAACUACAAAUAGAUAGCUCAAUUCAACAAGAUUUUGCUAAUUUAGUACAUCGUAAAAUUUCCAAAAACGAUUUGGAAAAAUUGGCAUUGUUAAGUCAAACAACAAAAGCUUUAGAAUCAAAGAAAAUUGGUAAGAGCUGUGAUCGUUUGAAUGAAUUGAAAUCAUUAAAACUUGCACCGUCUGAAUCAUCAUCUCCCCGUCAAAAGUAUACGCAUGUACGAUCAAAAACACCAGAUAAUUCCCAGCGAUAUUGCUCUAAAACAUCUGACGGCAAUGUACAACAACAACAAGGAACAGUUCCUCAUCGUUCAAAACCAACAGAUAAAGUAUGUGAAAGUCGUGCUUCAAAAAUGACAUCAGAAUCAGAAUAUCAACAUAUUUCAAACGCAACAUCAUCUUUAAAACGGGAUAAGGGAAAAUAUAAACAAAAUCGUUCGACACCAAGUUCACCAAAAGGAAGUAGCAGCAGUGGUACUAGAAAACCAAAAGUGUAUCCAUAUUCUGAUGGCGAAGAGGAAUUUUACCGUCGGCAACAGUCUGGUGAACGAACAGGUCAUAAACAAAAAAUGCAUAUGGAGCAUCCUUGUGGUUCUGGUGGAAAGAAAACAUCACAACAUCGUACCGCAUACAAACAAAAUUCAUUUGAAUCACUAAGCACGUUGAGUUUAAAUUCAAGGCGUAGCAGUCUCGAAAAUGCUGAUAAAACAUUAGUUUUGGUAAUUGGAACUCGGAAUAAAACUCAAAGUAGCUCAAAUAAAUCACUAAAUAAAAGCUCAGGAUCAACGCCACAACAAUCACAACGUUCAAAAUCAGAUAAAAGUCCUGGUCGUAAAGGCGAUAAGAGUGAUUUUUCUUUAAAACAAAGGUCUUGGGAAACUUUCCCACCGAAGAAACAUCGUGCUAAUGGCAAUCGUAGUUAUCAUUACUGUCAAUUAAUGGAUGCCAAUAACGAGCCGCCAAGAAAACAACCACUUGAACGAAAAGAAUCAUCAUCAAGCGGUCGCAAAGAGAAUGAAAAAUUUGCAACUAUUACAAAAUCAAUAAGUGUACAAAAACGAAACAUUGAUACUAAAGUGUCUGAUGAAGUCAUGUCAUUAACAACGCAACAAUUGACUAAGAAUGUAAAUAAGAAACAAAGUCAACGACAACAGAAAAUGAUUGCCGAACGUGGAUAUUAUUCAGAAUAUGAAUUAGAUUUUGAUACGGAUAAUCCAGACGAUGGAGAAAUGAGUGAUAACAUUUUUGGUUUUGAGAAUGAAAUGAAAUUAACAAUUGAUCGUCGAAGUAGUAAAGAACAUAAAAUUAAUUUACCUGCAAGAGAUUAUCCAACAAAGUUUUCUACAUUCAAAGGUGAAAGUACUUCAUAUGCAAAAGAAUCCAAGUCAGAAAAUACCGGAGCUGCUUUAACCACAUUUAAAGGACCUGCUGUACCAUCACAUUUAAGUACAUUCAAAGGCGAAAAAACAGAUAUAGCAUCGUCGAGCGGUUUUAAAGGUGAUAAUAUAAAUAUACAAAGUCAUAUGAGUACAUUUAAAGGUGAGUCAUCGAAUAAUUCACCACACUUUCGGAAAUUUCAAGGGUAUUUUAAAGGUGAAAGUUCGCAAAGUUUAUCGUCGUAUGAUCAACGUCAAACAAUGGCUGUGCCAGGUGAUGAAGGUAUGAAGAAAGCAGAUAGUUUUGAAGGACAUGAGGAAGCUGUUCGUACAUUAGUCGCUGCCGUACAAGAAACUCGAACAGCUGCGGCUAGAAAAUCCAAGUAACUAGAAGCCACAGUUGAUAAAUUUAUGUUUGUCGCCAUUUUAAAUAAUAAUACGUUAAAGACGAAUGGUACUUAAAAAGCCUAUACCUUACAUAAUACAA
Molecule: messenger RNA, 4165 nt
Organism: Chrysoperla carnea
Lineage: Eukaryota; Metazoa; Arthropoda; Insecta; Neuroptera; Chrysopidae
Exons: 15
Coding region: 1-4065 (1354 amino acids)
Cellular component (GO): perinuclear region of cytoplasm
Molecular function (GO): transmembrane transporter binding; Hsp70 protein binding; zinc ion binding
Source: RefSeq, a predicted model, not a curated record